Molecule: messenger RNA, 402 nt
Organism: Brenthis ino (lesser marbled fritillary)
Lineage: Eukaryota; Metazoa; Arthropoda; Insecta; Lepidoptera; Nymphalidae
Source: the annotation of a GenBank genome assembly
AUGGCUGUCCCUAAUCAUCCACCUACAGUUUCAAAAACGAUGCCAUCACAUCGUUUUACAAUGAAUUUUCAUGCCCCUGACUUGACCAAAGCAUGGAGAGACUUCCUCAUUUCGUUCAGAAUUUACAUUACUGCACACGACUUAAGCGACGACGAAGAAGACAGACGUAAAGUAGCCAUUCUGCUUAACAUUUUGGUUUCUAAUGCGUUGCCUAUUUUCAACUCAUUUGACUUAAAACUAGAAUCUACGCCUCUGACAACGCUUGUACUGCGUUGUGGGGCAUAUUUCACUCCGAAUGUCAACCCUACGAUCGAGGGACACAAACUAUUUAACCGCAAGCAGGGAACUGAUGACGACAUAGAUACGUACGCAUUAGUUUACAAUGCGCCUUUGGUUCACUCA